AUGGGGAACGAGGCGAGCAUGGAGGGCGGCGGGCAGCCCGGAGAGGCCGGGAUGAUGGGCUCCGUGAUGCCCGGAGGACCCGCGACCGCAGGGCCGGGAGGACCUCACGUGAAACCCGUCAAUGGCUCUGCUGCCGGCGGAGGGAUGGGAGUCGGAGGCCCCGGGAUGGGGAUGACGAGGGGACCAAUGGGUCAGAUGGGUAGCCCCAAACUUGGCAUGCAGCAAGGAGUUCAAGGUGGAGGCGGGAUGGGAGGAAUAGGAGGUUUAGGAAGUGGGAUGGGUGGAGGAAUGGGAGGCAGAAUGGGCGGAGGAAUGGGAGGUGGGAUGGGAGGCGGAGGAAUGGGAGGUGGGAUGGGAGGAGGAAUGGCCACUGGAGGUGAAAUAGGCUCGAGAAGCAGUGAGCCCUAUCGCCUGGCCGCCCAUGACACGCCAACCUCCCCGCGUCACAUGCAGUCAGGCCAGGGGUCCGGAACUGGACAGGCCUCAGGCCACGGGAUGAGUCACAGUCCAGCCGGGGCCGGCAUGGGGGCCCAUACAGGGCAGAGUCCCGGCCAGCACGCCUCCAGACGAAACCUGCAAGUCGACUUCAACAGUUCGGGCGGCUCCAGGACUGGUCGCUCCCCCUCGGUGUCACCAGACCGUGGUGUGACACCCACCUCGCCCUACUCGGUGCCACAGAUCGCGCCCAUGCCAAAGAGCAAACUGUGUCCGGUGUGUACCACCACAGAGCUCUCCAACCCACCAGCUGUGCCCAACUACAACAUCUGCACCCAGUGUAAGGCCACCGUGUGUAACCAGUGUGGCUUCAACCCAAACCCACACCUCACUGAGGUCCAGGAAUGGCUAUGUCUCAACUGUCAGAUGCAGAGGGCUCUUGGCAUUGAUAUGACCACACCUCGUUCAAAGAGUCAACAACAGAUCCAUUCGCCUUCCCAUCAAGCGAAACCUCUCGUCCAGCCUCAGCAGGCUGCACCUCAGCCAACACAGCGAGAGACUGCAGCACAGCCCAAACCUUUGGCACAGAGCCAGCCCACCCAGCAACAGCAGCCGCAACAACCACAGACUCAACUCUAUGGCCAGAAUCAGUCCUACCCUCAGUCACAGCCAUAUUCACAGUCCCAAGCAUACCCCCAAUCCCAGACAUACCCACCGUCACAGCAAUAUCCUCAGUCCCAGCAGUAUCCCCAGGUCCAGGAACAACCCCAGGCCCAACAGUAUCCACAGUCCCAACAGUAUCCCCAGUCCCAGCAGUAUCCUGAGCCGCAGCAGUACUCCCAGUCCCAGCAGUACCCCCAGUCCCAGCAGUACCCCCAGUCCCAGCAGCAUCCACAGUCCCAGCAGCAUCCACAGUCCCAGCAGUAUCCCCACUCCCAGCAAUAUCCCCAAUCUCAACAAUAUAAUCUUUCCCAGCAGCAUCCGCAGUCUCAGCAUCAUCCCCAGUCUCAACAGUAUCCCCAGGCUCAGCAGCAACCUUACCAACAAUCCCAAUCCGGACCCCAGGCUCAGCAGCAGCCCUACCAACAAUCCCAAUCUGGGCCCCAGGCUCAACAACAGCCUUACACACAGUCCCAAUCCGGACCCCAGGCUCAACAACAGCCUUACACACAGUCCCAAUCCGGACCCCAGGCUCAACAGCAGCCAUACCAACAGUCCCAAUCUGGACCCCAGGCUCAGCAGCAACCUUACACAGCGUCCCAGUUUGGACCCCAGGGUCAGCAGCAGCAGCCUUAUCCACAGCCUCAGUCUGGUCCCCAGGGUCAGCAAUAUCCCCAAACUCAGCAGUAUCCACUGGCUCAGCAGCAGCCUUUUCCACAGUCCCAGUCAGGGCCUCAGACACAGCCUCACAGUUCACAAAACUUACACAGUCACACAUCUUCCAGUGGUCCCCAGAUCCAGACAGGUCCUUCCCAUCAGGGAAUGAGGUCUGACUCAUAUUCCCAGAAAGAUCCAAGAACUGCUGGAGGCUCUGCAGGAGGUCCCAACCAACCUGGUGGUCCAAGAAUCCCUCACCCUGGUGCUGUACCCCUCCCUGGCUUGACAAAAGCACCGUCCCAGCCUGAUCUAGGUCGUGGCUCUCCCAUGCACCAGUCUAUGGCACGGCAUCAUGACCACACCAGAAGCGCUGGCUCUUCUCCAGCUCACAAGCCCCAGAGUCAGGCCCAUCCUCCUGCCCAGGAUGGACUGACCAAGCUAUUCGGCUUUGGAGCUUCCCUACUCAACCAAGCGAGUACCCUGAUCAAUGUGGACCCUUUACCAACCUCGUCCGCGCAUCCCAGUCCCGCACGAGGCAAGGUGGUAUUCAGUAAUGCGGCCCCUGACAACAAACAGCCACAACAAGGGGUCUCAGGUGCCAAACCAUUUGGCAUGGGGGGUUCUCAUGGUUCGACUCAAAUGGGCGGUCCUCAUGCGCCGACCCAAACGGGUGGCCCUCAACCUCCAAUCCAAAUGGGCGGCCCCCACGCACCAAGCCAAAUGGGGGUUACCAAUGCACCAAAGCAACAGCAGCAGACUGUACCCCAACAACAAGGAAUGCCACAACAGCAGUCCCUUCAACAAAAAGACCCACAACAACCUCAAGGGCAGCAGCUUCGACAAAUGCCAUCACAUGGGCAAAAGGCGGAACUAAAGCAGGAUACAGCAACGGCUCCCACCACAGCUCUGCAGCCAGCAAAGCCCAAAGUGAACUGUCCUCUGUGUAAAACAGAGUUGAACAUCGACAGCUCUGACCCACCCAACUACAACUCAUGUACGCAGUGUCACACUCAAGUGUGCAACUUGUGCGGCUUCAACCCUACACCACAUCUGGUUGAGAAAAAAGAGUGGCUAUGUCUCAACUGCCAAACCCAGCGGCUGAUGUCUGGAGGAGGUCUCGAUGAACCUCCUCUCCCUGUUCCUCACCCGUCCCCAAAACAACAACCCUCGGGGUCCCCACGCCACCAGGCGCCAGCUAGUCAACAAAGCCCUCUCCACAAAGCCAACAACCUGCAAGGGUCCAAACAAGCCCAGCCUCAGACACAAAAACCACAGUCGGGAACUGGAGGUAGUGAACAGUUUGGGCCAAAUGCUACCAAACUGCCCCCAGACACCAAGAGCGCCAUACCAACUACAACAACUGGACCAACAACAGAGACCCAGAAGAAGACAAAAACCACAGACGAAAAACCUAAAAUGGAGCCUGAAAGCCAAACUGCCAAAGACAGCAAAAUCACGAUCAAAAAAGGAGAUCAAAUCACACCAAUCAGGGAAAUUAAGAAGUCAAGGCAUUAUGACGAUACAAAAAACAGCACACAUGACUUGUCACGCAGCCCGCAGAGCCUCAGUGAUACCGGUUACUCCUCUGACGGCAUCUCCAGCUCUCACAGCGAAAUCACAGGACUAAUUCAAGAGGAAGAGAUGAAAUUGAGUGAGAGGGGCAUCAUCGGACGGGGCUCCCCGCCAAGCCCUUCAGAAAUUAAGAAGCUGGAAAGUUCCAUGAGGCCUUUGCUAGAGAAGAGCCUUUCCGAAGACAAAGCGGACAGAAGAGGAAGGAAGCACAGGGAUAGAGACUUGGAUGACAGAGGGAAGCAUCGCCCACGCUCUUUGUCAAUCCCACCAGAUGCAUAUGACUCAGAUGAAGAACUUGAGGACAUAAUGGAAGAACAGGAAGACGGAGGAGACUGGGAGGCUAAACGGAAAGAAGGGAAGGAGGAGAAGAAGGAAAAGAAGAAAAAGGAAAAGGAAGGUGAGCCAACCGAGAUGACCGAUGAGGAAUUCAUGAGGAGGCAGAUAAUGGAGAUGAGUGCUGAUGAAGGAAAUGAUGAGGAAGAAGAGAUGGAGGAAGAUGACGAUGAGGAAGACGAAGGAUAUGGGUAUGAGCGAAAGAAAAGCCACCACAAACACACCCUAUCUGACACAGCAAAAGAGAAGCGCCGCCUACAGCACCACUCUAGCAGUUUUGAGGAGGAAACAAAAAGCUCCACCGAUGUUUACAAAAGCUCAGUAGAAGAGGGUGAGGAAGAUCUGAUGGCGUCACAAGGUGGUCUGAGGCGCUUUAAAACCAUUGAACUCAAUAACACAAACAGCUACAGCCGAGACAUUGAGCUCAGUAACGAAAAUGACUUGAGCCUUGAUCGAGAACCCGAACUGGAGAUGGAAAGCUUGACCGGCUCUCCCGAGGAGCGCUCUCGAGGUGACUACUCGUCCACUCUUCCACCAACCUCUGCAUCCUCCUACGGCUCGGGCCAGUCUCCUACAUCCAUCUCAUCAAUGGAAGAAGACAGUGACAGUAGCCCCAGCAGGAGACAAAGGUUGGAAGAGGCUAAGCAGCAGAGGAAAGCACGGCAUCGCUCUCAUGGCCCUCUGCUUCCUACAAUUGAAGACUCUUCAGAAGAAGAUGAACUGAGAGAGGAAGAGGAACUCCUGAGAGAGCAGGAGAAGAUGAGAGAGGUUGAACAACAAAGAAUCAGAAGCACAGCACGCAAGACUAAGCGGGAUAAAGAGGAGCUGAGGGCUCAACGACGGAGAGAAAGGUCCAAGACACCACCCAGUAAUCUUUCACCUAUCGAAGAUGCUUCUCCAACAGAGGAGUUGAGACAAGCUGCCGAAAUGGAAGAACUCCAUCGUUCCUCUGCCUCUGAAUACUCCCCUCAGAGUCUAGAUUCAGAAGCUGAGGGCUAUGAGUCCAAACUUUACAAGUCAGGCAGUGAGUACAACCUUCCUACCUUCAUGUCGCUUUACUCACCAAUUGAGAAAUCAUCGAUCACAACCACAGUUGCGUCAUCAACCACUUCCAAGCCAUUAAAGAGUGCUGAGGAGGUUUAUGAAGAGAUGAUGAGGAAGGCAGAGCUGCUUCAAAAGCAACAGAAACAGCAGCAGUCUCCAGUAAGACACAGUCAGUACUAUGAAGAAGACAUUAAUGGACAAGGUUAUGAUGAGGAGUAUGACUAUGAACAAGAUCAAACAGGCUAUGACAAUGACACAGUUGAGAUGGAAAGUGAUAUCUAUGAAGAGAUUCGACAAACAUCUCAGAACAUCACAAAGAUGCAGCAGGCCACUGAUGAGCAAGUAGAGAUUGAGAGCUCUUAUCCAGACAAGCAAUUUCUUGAAACAGGUUCAUCCUUUGCAAAACUACUGGAGCAAAGCAAUGCUCUUUUGACUCCAGGAACCAGCUCGACCCAGAUCUCCUCUCCUGUGUCUUUUGCCGAAGCAGGAGGACGCGUCCCUGAUGUUAGAGUAACUCAACACUUUGCUUCAAAGGACAGACACAAAGACAAAUUAAAAACCCAAGCGGGGAAAAAUGGAAUAACCCCAACAGUAGCUGCCACUACAAUUGCAGCUUAUGGAGUUUAUGCCAGAGAUGCUGUAACAAUUUCACAUACAAGUACAAGUAACACGAUGACAUCCACACAGUCAUCUAUGUAUAGCAGACACACAAGUCCUGCCACAUCUUCAGCUACAGUCUCAAGUGUAUGCAGCAAAAUUGCAGAGAUUACACAAGCCUAUAGUCAAAGAGAGGUUAUCACCAGAAGAGUCGGGGACACUCGCGGUGUUCGUGAUAGCCCAACAGCUUCUAAUGAGCGAAUCAGUGAGCCACGCUCCCCUAAGUAUACAACUUAUUACAGGAGCACCAGCCCUCCCCUUUCUCCGUCCCCACCACCACAAAGCCCCACCCGCUCCCCCUCCAGGAGGGCUACAGCUGAGUUCUCUACACAGACUUUCAAUUCAGCACUACGAAUGGACUCUGGGGGUUCUGGGCCGACAUCUCCAGUGAUGGCUCAGGGAACCCAAACUUCACAUAGAUCGGUCUCCCCACGUCUCUACCGGCAGCAGUCGUCUCAGGAUGUGCCAUACUCUCCACCUGCCAGUCCAGCUCGUCCGAUGACCGUCAACACGGCUACAUCCCCUCUGUCUUCACCCACACGAUUUAGCCGUCAAUCUACAUUUGAUUCUUAUUCACCAUGUGGUAGCCCGCCAGAUACGCCACCUUACCAACAUUCACCUACACGCAGCUUCUACAGAACACAAAGAAUAGAAAAGGUAAAUGUUGGAACAAGUAUGGUUACCACAGCCGGUAGUUAUACAAGAGGUUCCAUUUCUAUGGAUAAUAUAUCCCUCUGCCGCAUAUCGACAGUUCCAGGCACUUCUCGGGUGGAGCAGGGCCAUAUGAUCCAAGGUGGAAGCGUUGUGGACCUGAGAACAAUCACCAAACCUGCUCCAAUCAUCAUGACUGAUCAAGGAAUGGAUCUCACCUCUCUAGCCACUGAAAGCAGAAAAUACCAAGGUGGCUCAGAUGGGAGCAGACAGUCAACAAUUGUACAACCUCUGAUUAUGAACCUUAAUGCCCAGGAGACAAUCACACCAACCACUGUGAGUGUAACUGUGGCGGCUUCAAUGUUUAUGUCUCAGACCAAACAACCAAUGAUCUACGGUGAUCCCUAUCAAAAUAGAAUUGAUCUAGGUCAUGGCAUGGGUUCAGCUGUGUGUUUUUCCCAAAACAAACCCCCUCUAUCACCUCCAUUGGACCCUUCAAUUCCAAAAAUUGAUGCAAAACUUGAAGACCUUAGUAUUCAACAGAAAGAACUCCAAAAACAGCAAGAGAAGUUGCAAAUGCAACAAGAGCUUCUUGAGCAGCAAUUGCAGCAGCAUCACCAUAUGCAACAACACCAGCAGCAGGGAUCUGUUUUAGCCAAGUACAACUUUUCCGGCCAGGUCUCACCCUUGCUGAAAAAAGACUUGCUGGUCAGCCAGACGAGCACUGCCUCAGCUGUUGUCAGUGCUGUGUCACCAGUCAUCAACCCGGAGAUGUAUAUCACUGGACCCAUUGAGCUGAAAGGAAAGCCCAGCCCCCCUGGCAUGAUUACAGGUGGGAAAACACCACAUAGUAUGGUAGUACAGAUAGAUGGGGGACAAGAGCAGGUCAGGGCUGUGACCCAGAUUAUAAAAGUGGAGGAAGGACAAGAUGCAGCAGAUCUGUCAGGAGGCCAGAUUAAACCUGACAACCAACCAGCUUGCUGCGAUGUUGUAUACCGACUUCCCUUUGGUGGAAGUUGUGUUGGUGCUUCUGAGAAAGAAGGUAUAAGACCUCCUUCCGCUCCACCUUUUUCCUAUGAUUCUGAUCAAGAGAGACAACCUGGAAGAUAUUGUGAAUAUCCAGUGGAAGGGCCCAAGUCCCACACAUUGCCUUAUCCUGGUAGGCUUCAACCCUCAAUGUCUGACACAAACCUGUCUGAGGCGGGGCUACAAUCCUACCAUUCUAAAUUAGAACAACUUCAAGCCCAAGGAGAACACGCAAUGGAUCUAAACGCUGUAAAACACGGCUAUGGGGCGUAUAUCGGGAUGCAGUAUGGCUCAUACACAGAUUUGCGACAUGGAGCGGAACUCCCUGCCCCAACAUUGCCUAUACGACGAUACAAUUCCUUGUCCAACAUCAAUUCUGACUAUGGCUACUCUGCUCGUGACAUUGCCAAUUUCCAGGAAGCUAAUUUAGCCCAGUACAGCGCCACAACUGCCAGAGAGAUCAGCCGAAUGUGUGCUGCGCUCAAUUCAAUGGAUCGCUACGGAAGCAACCCAGACCUGAUGCAGUUUGGGAGUCUGGGGAGAGGAACCAGCCCAGCGACCUCAAGAUUAUCAGCUGGUUUUGGCUUGAGACAAAAUCUGCUUUUUGGAUUGGAUGGGAAGCCAUUAUCCCACAACCAAGCACUUACUCACCUCAUAAAUGCCAGACAGGCCAGUCUUAGAGCCAUGUACCCUGCAGCCAUUCGCUCCUCAGAUGGAAUGAUCUACUCCACCAUUCAGACACCCAUUGCCUCUACCUUACCUAUCACAACUCAGCCUGCUUCUGUUCUUCGACCACUACUGAGAGGGGUUUACAGACCUUACUCAUCCCCCAACAUGACGCCUGUGCCCUUGUCUAGUCUCACCAGAUUGCCAAUGACGCCAAGAACGUCGUUAUCUGGACAAGCUCCGAUCCGUUACCCUGGACCAGGUCUUCUCCAGACAACAUCAGUCUCUGCCACUACUGCUGAUGCAAUAACAACCUUAGCACCAACGAGUGCCCCAGUAUCUGUUCCCAUGACAGCUACAGUCCAAGAUGAACCGGUUUUUCUGGGUAAAGGUGCUAUUGUAACCUCUUCAUCUGUAGAGGUCACAUCAGCUGACCCACAGCAUCAACCGCUAAACAUGUCCCAAGCGCACCUGAACAGUCAACAACCACAGACUCAAGCAACAACUGCUCAUUGUUACGCAUCAGUCGGCCAUACAGAUUCCUCUAGCAGUUUAUCGGUAGCAGGGGGUCUACCUCCAUUCCCCCCACCUGGUGCUGUACACAAAGAUGGUGAAACUGAAGCUGAAAGGUUACAUCGUCAGCAGGAGCAGCUUCUGCAGAUGGAAAGGGAGCGUGUCGAGCUGGAGAAACUCCGGCAACUGCGUCUACAGGAAGAGCUGGAACGAGAAAGGGUUGAGCUGAAGCUGCACAGAGAGAAGGAGCAUAUUCUGGUGCAGAGAGAAUUGCAGGAGCUGCAGAGCAUCAAGGAACAGGUUCUACAACAGCAGCAACAAGAACGAGAGAAACAACUUGUUGUCCAGAAGGAACAGUUGGCCCAGCAAAAGUCCCAACUUGACCAGAUCCAGUCCUUACAGCAUCAGCUCCAACAGCAGCUUGUAGAACAGAAGCGACAGAAAACAGCCGCUGCGGUCCAGAACUUGCAGAUGGAUGUGAACGGACAGCCUCUACAUCCUUAUACUGACCAUCAAACUGGAACCCGUUCACUCCCCAACUCCUCUUCAGAGAUGUGUCUAAAGAGCCACGAGGAGCAUUUUGAGAACCAGAGCAAUAUGAGGAAACACAGCUCCAUGACCAGACUGAGCAGAGACAGCUUGGACGGAGAAGGCGUUGUCUUCCAUGUUUCCCCUCGCAGGAAUGUGGAUAGUUGUGUGCAGACAGAUGAAGAAGAUGGAGAGGAAAGGUACAUGAUGCGUCAUCGAACCAGGCGGCGUGGUCGCAGCGUGGACUGCUCGGUUCAGACAGAUGACGAUGAGGACAAGGCUGAAACAGGGCAGCCAGUCCGCCGAAGACGCUCUCGCUACUCUCGACAUUCCGAAUCCAGCGCUACUGGCAGCGGAACUGCCACGAGCACGGCUGCUACUGACACCAAAACCAGCACGUCUAAGAUGGUAUCCUCCAGCAUAGCCAUCCAAACCAUCAGGGAAAUGUCCUGCCAAACCGAAGUUGAGCACCUUGGAAGAGUUUCCCCUGCCAUCCAUGUGACGUUACCAGACCCAAAUAAAGUAGAGAUCGUGCACUACAUCUCAGGACCUGAACGGACCAAUAAAGGACAGUCACUGGCAUGCCAGACUGACCCAGAAGCCCAGUCACAAGGUGUUGUCGCUCCCCAGCUCAGCAUACCAACCACAGUGAGCCCGUAUUCUUCCUCCACCAGUUGUGGAACCCAACAAUCGGGUUCCACUGACAUUUCGUCACAGCAGCGCCAGCAGCAGCAUAUCUCAGCAAAUGCGGCCAAGUUUGAGCGCAGACGUCCUGACCCACUCGACAUUAACUACCAACCCCACAACCACCUGCACAAUGAGUCCAUCUCGAGCAUCAUCCGGCAGCAGCAGACGGUCCCGAAAACCACACAGGUCCUCUACUCACCUGUCUCGCCGGUUUCACCUCAUCGCCUGUUGGAGAAUUCGCUAUCGAGUGAGCGGCUGAACAAGGCCCAUGUCACUCCUCAGCAAAAAGCAUACACUGCAGAGUCCCCCCAGCGACAUCCCUCCAUGCCCAGACCAAUAAAGAGCACCCAAAGGUCCAUGUCAGACCCUAAAUCUCUUAGUCCUACAGCGGAUGAGCACACGAAGGCUAGGCUGUCCCUUUAUCAACAACAAGCACUACAGAACCAGCUGGCAGCCCUUCAUCAGAGCUCGCUGCUACGUAAGGUCAAGAGAACCCUGCCCAGCCCUCCUCCGGAAGAGACGACGACAUCAGUUCAUCUGCCCCUGAUGACCCCUGCCCUUCAACAGGUCUACUUGCCAUCCGUGCCCAGCCUAAAGCCCAGCUCCAGGUCUGGCCUAGCCGCCAAAGCCAGCCUUCUCAAAGACCUCACCCAUGAGCUAAAGGCAGUGGAGCAAGAAUCAACAAAGCUGAGAAAGCAGCAAGCUGAACUGGAGGAGGAGGAGAAGGAGAUUGAUGCUAAGCUGAGAUACCUUGAGCUGGGGAUUCACCAAAGGAAAGAGACAUUGGUCAAGGAGAGAGAGAGGAGGGAUAUUGCUUAUCUGAGGUGCAUGGGUGAUGCUCGGGACUAUAUGUCCGACAGUGAGUUAAACAACCUACGAUUGGCAGCUGCAGCUGCAUCACAUGAGACCAAUGGACUGUUGACAAGACCAAGUACUGCACCUCUCAGCCAGUUCAGCAACGAUCUGAACACAGCAGCCCAGUACACACCCACAUCAUCUUUCCACUCGCAAUAUCCCCAGAGCCAACCAGCAGCACCAACUCAAUCAAGUUUAGGCUUCCAGUCCUCAACAUUCAACCAGGCUCCUUAUCCAACAGUGUCUCAGUCCCAGGCCUUACCACAGCCGGCCCCCCUCCAGAGUCAUGGUCAUCCUUCGGGACCAUCCUACCAAUCUCAAACUGCAUACUCUUCCCACACCUACCCGCAAACUCAACCCCCAUACCCCCAAACCGACAUAGGGUUGCCAAGUGCACCGCAAUCUCAGCCCCAACCAGGGCACACUGGUUUUGGUCCAGCUCCACCUGGUCAGCCCCCAUACCCCACCCACAGCUCACCUUAUCCGAGUGCUGUGUCCUCUUACCCCAGCCAGAAUGCCCCUUACCCUGCGCAACCUCAAACAGAAAUUUUGACAGUACAUCAGGGAAGGCCGAGGCAAACGUCGCUGGCUGAUCUGGAGCACAAGAUGCCCACCAAUUAUGAGACAAUCAGCAAUCCUACGGUCGUGGUUACAACCACGGCACAAGACAGUACCUAUUCCAGUUCAGCUGCCUCAUUUGGUCAAUACACUGGAACAACAACCAUGGCCAACUAUGGACCCUAUGGCUCAGCAACAGUCUCCACUGGUUACGGUGGGUUUUCUACCAUUCCACCCAGCACCUAUGGACAGUAUACAUCAACAACAGUUGGUUCGUAUGGCCAAUACACCACAACCACUGCUAAUGCAUAUAGCUACACAGCAACAACAGCCAGCUCAUAUGGACAGUACACGACAACCGUUUCCAAUGCCUAUGGACAUGCUGUGGAUAGUCCCUCCACGGCUGAGGGCAUGUACGUGGCACCUGGUUUGGAACAAAACAUCCCAAGAAACUACAUGAUGAUAGAUGAUGUAAGUGAGCUGACGGCAAAAAACGGGCUGGGCACGACAACAGUGGACAUGAUGCAUCACGGCGGCGUUGGCCGUUACCCCGGCGACACCCACGGUCACAGCAGCACCAUUGGCAGCACGACGCGUGGGGGAACUAGCAGCGCCAUGUACGGCAGGGCAACCGAGGAGGAAGCGGCGAUGCAGGAAGAAUUGUACGACCACCAUGGCAGGGGUAAGAGCAGCUACAGGCACGGACCUCUAGGGGGCAGCAGCAGCGUGAGCACUAGCAUGGGUGGGGGAUCCUCCUAUUACUAUGACUACGACUACAAACAUGGAAGCUUCCGGUCUGGGGUGCAGAAAUCGUCGUCCCCCAGAAGCCUUUUGGCUCCUGCUGUCAUGUCCAGCAAACGCAGCAAGCACAGGAAACUGGGCAGUAUGGAGCAGAAAAUCUCCAAAUUCUCCCCCAUUGAGGAGGCUCGAGAUGUAGAGGCAGACCUGGCCUCUUAUUCUUCAGCAGCUGGCGGAGGUUACCCUUCCUCCAACAUCCGAGGACGUCAGCUGAUCGAGGACUACGGGUUCAAGAGGAGUACUUACGACACUGGCAGCGGCAUCACCCAUGGUAGUCGAUACUUUGGAGAGGAGGAUGACCGGGUGUACUACACUUCCACUGGCCGUUCACGCUCCACUGGCUACGGCAUGGACAAGAUCACAGCCAGAGACUACUCUGGGUACCGCAGCAGAUCCUAUGAGAGGGAUGACCGCUCCUACCGAUCUGGCUAUAGCCGGGGGCGCCACCCAACCAGGCAGUAUUCUGAAGAGGAGAGGCCACUCAGUCCCCUGGGGAGAUUCAUGGGUUCCGGGCGAUCAUCAAGCUUAGGCCCCGACCCAUAUGACAGUCGCAGCAGUAGAUACCAGUACUAUUAUGGCCAAUAUGGUUCCAGUCACUCUCUGCCAGAUGUUCAAGACCACAUACGGGACCUACCCCGGACCCAUGUCUACAAGUCGGAUGAUACAUACAUAAUAGACGAUUAUCAUUGCGCUGUGUCAGACAGUGAAGCCUACCAUCUGGGCCAGGAAGAGACAGACUGGUUUGAGAAGCCACGUUCCAGUUCUCGGCACUACGGCAGCAGCCACUCAACCGGAAGGAGUCGCCAUGGUGUGAAACACACCUAUCAUGAUUACGAUGAGCCUCCUGAGGAGGACCUGUGGCCUCAGGAUGAGUACGGCCAUGGAGGACGACACUCUUCGUCCACCCGAGACCACCGGCAUCAUGGCAGCUCAAGUCGGCACUCAUCCUCAUCACGUCAUUCCGAUGAACCAAGGUCCUCUAGGUCAUCUAAGGCCCAUACUAAAGAACCUCCAUUGAGGCACGAACCUUCAGCGCGGUCUUCUUCAUCGGGAAGACGCGGUGAUUCAAGGUCUGGAGCUUACCACUCAUCGGACUACUCUCGGGAUCCGUCUGGCCACCAUCAUAGCCAGAGAUCUUCGAGGCAAGGGGAUCCGCAUCGCUCAUCACGCAGCAAGUCUCAACAACAAGUCGACAUGCAAGGCCAGCCAGGUACUUCCAGGUCUGGCUCUUCUUCAAGGGGACAGGGCCCUGCAGGUGGCCCUUCAGGAUCCGGGCGACAGGUUGGCCAGGUUUCCCAGAACGACGGAGUCCCAGGACAGAGGACGCAGCUCCAACAACAAGCCCAGACGUCAACGGCAAGGCCGGGGCAGCAAGGACCCCCAACUACCACUAGUGCUCAGCAACAGCCCCCACCCCAAGGACAAAGCAUGGGGGUGGGGCAGGGCCAGGCCAAACCCGGGCAAAUGGGAGCAGCUGGAGGACCUAUGGGGCAGGCCAGGCAGACAGGACCCACGGGAACAACAACUGCCCCCAUGGCCAAGAUUGAGACACCUCCAACAACAGCCAUAGGAGCAAAAGCAGCACCUGUCAUGGCCACAAAAGGAGCUCAACCACCUCUCACAGGCAUAGGCUCCAAGGCAGCUCCAAGGCCCGGCGGUAUAGGCAGUGCGGCAGCAGGUCAGCCAGGCAUGGAGGGAGACAGCAUGUUGUCCAAGAUCCUGCCAGGAGGAGCUGCUGAGCAGGCUGGAAAACUAGGAGAAGCUAUAUCCGGCAUUGGCAAGAAGUUCACCUCUUUCUUCUAAAGUGCUAAGUUCAAGGACUAUGUAAAAACUCAAAGCCAUGCGACCCGUACCAGAUAAACCUGCAACGUUCCUCUUGUUUUUCAUUCCCUGAAAGAGAGAAAAAGGGAAGGAGCAGACAAUGUUGAGACUCAAGCAUGCAAAUUAAUCCAGGGCGCCAAUCAUCAAUCCAAAAAUUCACUUUAACCUCAACUGGCUUUGAGACAAAACAAAUGGUGGAUCAAAAACAAUCCUGAAGAACAAGUAAAGCAGAAAGAUCACAUACAACCAGUCAACCAUGUGGCUCCAAGACACACAUGACUGGGAGAACAUGAAUGAUGCAACGUAUGCAGAGGACUCCGAUCCGUACCACUGGAGGACUUUAGCAUGCUUUGUCUCAUCCAACAAAGCUGCUUCGCUCAUCUUCCUCUUCCUCUCUUCCGAAGGAUUUGGAAGCGAAAGGGACGUAGAAUAUUUGCAAUGCAGGUUUUUCUGGUACCGACCACCUCUUUGUUCCGUCACCCGUCCAGUUCAUGCAAAUGCAUCGUUGACAAACGUCAACGGCGACGUUAUGCGGGCGUUCUCUUUCUAUCUACAUUCCAGAUUGUGAUUCCUCUUCUGCACUUCUUCCAGUUCUGUUUUCUAAUUCCCACGCCAACGCUCCUCAAUUUGUCUUUAAAGAAGCAUAGUGGAGAAGGAGAGAGAAUUUGGAAUGCAUGGAACUUUAUAUCUAAGACCUUCACACUGUUCGUCAUCAUUAAGCAGAGGCCAUAAAGACACUGGCAAAUGCGUCGGAGCUCGACUACACAAGCAGGAACAAAAUGGAAAUGGGAGUUUGUAUUCAGAAGCAAACCGUUUUAGCCAUUACAAAGCCAUCAAGACGUUUUCUGUCUGCUGUCACAAGUCCCCAUUUUUGAGUUUUGAAUUUUGUUCAGUUGCCAGCACAGCCUUACUUGUUUAUUUAUAUUUUGUUUUAACGUGAAAGUGGACUAUUUUUUUAUGGCAUCCAUGAACACAAUUUCUCCGCGUAUUUCUGUACGCUGACAAUGAGAUUAUCAUUUUUUUUAUCAUCACUUUUUUUCUAUUCAUGUUGCCAAGCUCCCUUUCGUUUUUGUUGCGUUAACACUCAUGAACUCAUGAACUAUAUCAAAGCAAUAGAAUUUAGGGAGCCGAGUCAAGAGCACAACAGUGUGUCAUUUGACCAAGUAAAAAAUAGUUGCCUGCGUCAGUCCAAAUUAGCAGUCAUGUGACGCUCACCAAUCAACAUAUAAGGAAACGGAACACCCACCUCCCAUCCCCAUCCCUUAAUCCCAACCUCUCAAUGUUGUACCACAGUUGCGGCUGACUAAUACACUACAACGACCUGCAACCAACCGCAGUGGGACAUUUAGAGGCACGAGUCACCGAUGCGGCCGAGAGCACUGCAGGCCAGCAGAGAGGCAGUGAAGACCCUGGACUUGGCACCCUAACCUCGGUUUCGGGAUCACGUUGGGACAAGGCCACCCACACUCCCACCUCCUUCCGAGCCACGACCUCGCAUAUCGUCAGUAUGCAUCCGCAUGUCAAGUCGAAUGUGCGCAGUGCACAUGAAAGCACAUUUCCAAAUGGUGUAAAGAAAGGGAGAAAAAGGAACCAAAAAUCGCUUUUUUCCCCAUUUUCUAUCUCACCCUGACCUACAACCUAUCUCAGUUGUCAUGGAAACUACUCAGGUCAGUGCUCUCCCUCCUGCUGAUGACGCUCCUGCAGUGCAUUGUGGGAUGGAUCUGUAUUUUGCCUAUACGCCGCACGACAGCAACAACAAACGUACUGUCGAGGCCAAACGUGACGAGCAGAAACCGACACUUGUGUUGUAUAUUGUCCAUGUGAACGCUCGCCGGGGACCUUCGCAUGCUGCCCGGCGUUAACAAAAAAAAAGGAAAAGAAAAACCUCAAAGUCACCUCUAUAUUGUUUUGUUCCUAAAAUUCGUAUGUAUGUGCAUAUGAGUGUGGCACUUGUGUUUGUAUGUAUCCGCCAACGAUGAACAUAAAAAGAAAACCUGUUCAAUCAAUCGCCACAGGUACGGUACGGGGCUAAAAGGAAAGGCCACCUCUCAUCUCCACUCGUUCUAUGCAAUGAAUCCCAUUUAGUAACAAUAUGAGCCAGACAAGUUGGCAUAAAAAAAACACAGUCAUAGCCAAACGCUAAGGUUUUGCCAUUAGUGAAUAAUAGCAGCAAAGCUUACGCGAUGCGUUCAACUGGAAAAUGGAAAAUACAGGGGCAUCGUAAUACAUUUUUAGUUUGAUUCCAAGGGUGGAACUCGUACACAUUCAUAAAAGAAAAUCAUUUUCAGAAGGCUGGUUUCAAAUGAAUCGUAAUGUUCUUGCAACUGUAUAAUUUGAGAAGUUUAUUUUCGGUUUGGAUUAGUUAUAAAGCUAUAAUCAUUCAAAUUCUGAUAAAACAAAUAGUGCAAAGAGUGGAUCUACAUAAAGUAUGAGUUUCGUUUAUGAAUUUUUUUUUCCACGAUAUUGACAUGUAUUAGAAUACGCACGCCUGUAUUUAGGGCUAUUUCAGAAGUAAACUUUGGUAAAAAUCUUGCUGUGGUCAAAUUGACCCCGAGGAUCCAAACUGUUGGUGAUUUUUACGGUAACAGGAGAGUUAAAUAGAACAAGUGAGAAAAAACAAACAAAGCGGCACACAGUUGAUCCCAAAUGUCAGUCAUUACUGGAUACGAUGCUUCAAGCAGUACAUGCAGUCCUUGGCCGAAUAAACAUUGAGAGGUGUUCCCCAGAUAUUUAUCAAGAAAUUCAUAUAUAUUGAGAGAUUCUAUACAGAUUACCGAAGAUUCCAAAAUGUGCUCCAUGGCUGCUCAGUGGUGAAAGCGACCUCAUGUUUUCUUUGUGUCUGUUUCUGAUGACAUUGACGAUACCAUGACGGUUUACAAAGAGUCAGAUCAAAGGCUCAGAAGAGAUUAUACUUAUUAUAUUUAUUUGUUCUCUUAUGUUGCAAUAAUGUUCCUUGGGCAAGUUGUAAUAUUUCUCCCCAAUCUCAAUAACAUUGUUCAUUAUUCAGUUUUAUCAAAUCAGCCGGCAGUUAUAUAAAGUAUACAGUAUGUUGUUUUCACGUGAGCAGAAGUUUCAUACCAAAACAUUUUAACUUGAAGAUGAGUCUAUUUGACCCAUGAUAUAAUAUGAGGGUCAACUGUAUUAUGAUAAGAAUGUGUAUUUGUCAGAAGGGGGUGGAGAUGGGGCUCAAGAAAAUUGCUAUUUUUGUUUGGCGUACAAAUCAGUCAUCUUUAAGAAGUCUAUAUUUUAUGAAAUAUGAAUGAGAGUAUUUAAGAAAUUAUUUUCGAAUAAUCAUAGGGGAUGCUGUACGGUUGGGGAAUUUCAGAAAGGAGGACGUUGAACUCUAACGUUAAAAAAAAAUGUGGAAGAGCGGAAAGUAGUAUUUCAUACACAGCUGGCGAAACUAUCAAAGGUCAUCACACACUAUUUUCUCAAACACAAAUUGAAUCUUUAUGAGGUUUCUAAUAAAUGGAUAUUUCGUAGCCUGGCCACCGUUAGUUCGCAUUUGCUUGUCUCAAUCAGCCACUCGAGGUGACUUAAAUAUGCAUCGCAGCAAGGGCUUUUAGUCUACAGUGUAAUAUUAGUCAUCGAAGAAAGCCAUUGAAGCAGUUGUGCUGUCUGCACUCUGUUGGUGUCUUGUCUAGUUCUAGCAAUGUAAUAGACUAGACUUGAGAGUGAAAAUAACCAACCGACGGCAUGUUUGAAGCACAAAUGUAGACAACUAAACACACAGAUUGCAAAUAAUUCACAUUUUGACAUUAAAUUUACUUUGGAUGUGAAAAGGAUUCAGAUAAAUCUCCAUGACCACAUCAACCCUGCUUUAUGUGCAAAAUGAAAAAAUGGAACCGAUGACAUUUUGGAGUGUUCAAAGUUGUGAACUGUCACUAACACUUUUUUCUUUGUAAUACUGUUUCUUGAUAGCCUCAGCAAUAAGUGAGCAAUUUUACUUAGAUUGCAUUUUGAAAUGAUGUUUACAUUAUUUUUUUUUUUAAAGAAAUUUUGUUUCCUUGAUUUUACAGACAUGAAAAAGACCAACGUAAAAGUUCCGCGUUCAACAAUUUUUACGGAUAAGUUUACAGUCGAGAAAAAGUGCACGUGUAAAUGUCGCUCAGAGAUUUUUUUUUCCCCCUGUAUGUACGAAUGGUCAAAAUGUUUUUACAGCAGUGCUACAUAGGGCAGCAUUCCAUGAAAAAGACCUUGAGAUAUUAUAAAUGCGUAUUAUAAAUAGAUAUUUAUGAAGAGAUGUUUAAGGUGAGCAGGAGUGGAACAGAGACAAGCUAUAAAAUUGUAUGGGAGUCUUUUUUGUUUGUUUGUCCAUAUAAAGAAUCAUUAGUGAAACGGCAUGCAUGAAUUGACACCUAUCCCAGCAAUCCGAAAAGAGAGUCCACUCAACCCCUUCCCUUGACUUUUUGAGCCUCGUCGACAUUCCACCUCACGAGCUGCCAUAUUUUGGGGUACGUUCCCGGUGUAAAUAAGGGAUGAGAGCCAGUUCACCUGACACAAUCAUGGCAGGUCAUGGACAUGUUCUUUUCAACAUGUAAAUGUCAGCAAUGAUAAAACAAGCAGGCACGAGUGGGGGGUUUUGCAAACCGCCACAAGGCAACACAAGUUGGAGCGUAUGCAAGCCUGAGCCUCCUUAUAGCCAAACGUGCGCUUUAAUUGUGUAUAAAAACAACUUCAACAAAGAGAGCUGAAAAUCAGACAAAUGAGUAUAGGACAAACAUUUGCAUUGUGUGUGGGUGUGGCUGGCUCGUGCCGACUGUUUGAUUAUAUUGAUUGAAAAAAAUGGAAUCAGAUAUAGAGAAAGAUGACAUUGAUCUCUGUAGAGUUUCUAUAAAUGUUGUGUUUGUAAAAUGCGAUAGCAUUCAAAACAAAAGGUGGGUUACUUUUCCGGCUUCCGUGUAAAUUCUGGGGUGGGCACAUGGUAUUUGGAGGGGAAAUGGACAAUACAUGUAAAAAAAACAUAAUUAUAUAGAUAAAAUUUAUGAAGCUGGAGAUGAAAAAAAAAGAGCCUAAUAAUAACAACGUCCAUUGUUGUAAGUGCAAUGAGCUCAACUUCCUGUUCUCCCCAUUGUAAAACCUUGUGUACGUUUCUGUGUGUUCCUCCUGUAAAUGGGUGUAGUAGACCUGGUGCAUCAUGCCAUGUAAUGUGAUGAAUGAUUAAUUAUGACCUAAAAAUACAUUUCAAUCAGGAAAAAUAAAAUACAAAUACAUACGAA
Molecule: messenger RNA, 18680 nt
Organism: Syngnathus typhle (broad-nosed pipefish)
Lineage: Eukaryota; Metazoa; Chordata; Actinopteri; Syngnathiformes; Syngnathidae
Gene: bsna
Product: bassoon presynaptic cytomatrix protein a
Exons: 16
Coding region: 1-13443 (4480 amino acids)
Biological process (GO): presynaptic active zone assembly; protein localization to synapse
Cellular component (GO): glutamatergic synapse; GABA-ergic synapse; axon
Molecular function (GO): structural constituent of presynaptic active zone; metal ion binding
Source: RefSeq, a predicted model, not a curated record